AUGACUACACUAGCCAACUUGACACAGACACUGGAGGAUGUCUUCAAGAAGAUCUUUAUUACUUAUAUGGACAACUGGAGGAGGAACACGACGGCAGAGGAACAGGCGCUCCAGGCCAAAGUCGAUGCCGAGAACUUCUACUAUGUCAUCCUGUACCUCAUGGUGAUGAUAGGCAUGUUCUCCUUCAUCGUGGUGGCCAUCCUGGUGAGCACAGUGAAGUCCAAGCGGCGGGAGCACUCCCAGGACCCGUACCACCAGUACAUCGUGGAGGACUGGCAGGAGAAGUACAAGAAUCAGAUCCUGCAUCUGGAAGAAUCCAAGGCCACCAUCCAUGAGAACGCGGGGGUGACAGGGUUCCCAGUGUCACCCUGAUAAAGAAUGGGGGUCCACCCAGCUAGGAAGGGGCACUUCUGCCACCCCACAGCCCCACUUGUCCUUACUCAGAAGAAAGCCAGUUCCU
Acomys russatus (golden spiny mouse) is the source of this 460-nucleotide messenger RNA. It is a transcript of the gene Kcne2, whose product is annotated as potassium voltage-gated channel subfamily E regulatory subunit 2. The transcript has a single exon. The record is from RefSeq and is a predicted model, not a curated record. The coding region runs from base 1 to 372 and encodes 123 amino acids. Gene Ontology annotation, biological process: negative regulation of delayed rectifier potassium channel activity; potassium ion export across plasma membrane; ventricular cardiac muscle cell action potential. Gene Ontology annotation, molecular function: transmembrane transporter binding; delayed rectifier potassium channel activity; potassium channel regulator activity. Gene Ontology annotation, cellular component: membrane. Lineage: Eukaryota; Metazoa; Chordata; Mammalia; Rodentia; Muridae.